GUAAAGUCAUACAUUGACAAUUUAUAACAGUUUUUACAAAAAAUGGACAACCAAAAUGCGCCAGGAAACCUAUCAGUGCCCUAUAAGAAACUAUCAGACGAAGCGGCGUUACUGCCUAGACCAAGCAUACUUCUACCGCACUUGCAAGAAUCGGAGAAAAAGUUCUUUGAACUAGUGGCUUCGGGGGAUGUUUUGGCCGUGCAAGAGUAUCUAGCAAAAAAUCCAAACUUUAACAUCAACUGCGUGAACUUCCAAGGCGUGUCUGCUCUGUUAAUAGCGGUGCAAAACCACAUGGAAACCAUGGUGGAAUAUCUGCUCAGCCAGCCUGGGAUUGAUAUAGGCGACUGUAUUCUACAUGCUGUGAAGGACAAUCAAAGGAAAAUUCUAGAGGCUUUGCUGCAGAAGAUAAGCGAAAUUGCGCCCAGCCUGGAGUUUGUUGGGGUAACACACAGCACAGAUUUUCCUGACUAUGUCACGCCCUUAAUACUAGCGGCUCAAUGUGGUCACUAUGAGAUUAUAGAGCUGCUGAUCCAACGGGGCCAUACAAUCAGCAAACCCCAUCCGCCUAGUUGUAGAUGUGCAGACUGUCGGGUUCAUUUGGAGCGCGACGAUCUUCUACACGCGGAGAGCCUGCGACUGAAUUUAUAUCGAGCAGUGUCUAAUCCUGCUUACAUUUGCCACUCCACCCAUGACCCAAUUCUGGUCGCCUUCCAGUUGGGCAACGAGCUAAAGGAGUGCUCAAGCAUCGUUCCAGAAUUUCGCGUAGCUUACGCAGAGCUUUCUGUUGAAAUUAGCAACUUUGCUGUUGAUCUGAUUGCAUGCUGCAGAAGCACCAGUGAAAUGGAGUUGAUCCUCAAACAAUCCGCUGGAAUGAGUUCUCGCAUUUACAGCCUGCCCCGAUUGGCUUUGGCCAUGGAUUACAAGCAGAAAACCUUUGUAGCUCAUCCGAACACGCAGCAGAUUGUUGAAGCCACUUGGAAUGGCGACUGGCACGAGUACAAGCUUAAAUCGCACUUUGUGCUUUAUUUAUUGCCAGUUAUUCGCAUUUGUGCGCUUCCCAUUGUGGCCCUGAUGUGCUUGGCGAUGCCCAAUCACUCCCUCACCAAGCACUGGAGCAUUCCUUUGAACAAGAUGAUCAGUCACAUUGCGGCCUAUCUGGUGUUUCUUGUGAUAAUAUUCCUGGAAUCCAACAUGGAUAAAGCUGGGCAAAAAAGGCAGCCACCCAACUCCGGGUUGGAAAUUGUCAUUAUGGUGUUUGUGGCUGGGAAUAUUUGGAGCAACUUUAGAAUGCUGCUCCUUAUUGGCCCGAAAACCUACUUUAAGAAGCUCUGGAAUUGGCACGCUGUGAUCAAUAACGCCUUGUUCCUGUUGACUUUCCUGUUUUGGAUGGCAUCGUAUUUCGAUGCCAUUAAUAACGACCAGGUCGAUCUGGAGCGGAAAUACUGGCACCAUCUGGAUCCGUUACUAAUCGCCGAAGGCACCUUUGCGGUCGCAGUAAUCAUGGCAUUUUUCAAGCUGCUCUUUUUCUGCAAAUUAAACUACUAUCUAGGCCCGUUGCAAAUCUCCCUGGGUAAAAUGUGCGCAGACAUGGCAAAGUACUUCACAAUCUUCACGAUUAUAAUCAUUUCCUUCAGUGCCGGGUUGUGUCGAUUCUAUCAGUAUUACGAUGGCAUGGUUCAGAUCGACGAAAACGAAAUGAAGACUCAACAAGUCUCGUCAUUUGUCGACCUUAGUUCCACUUUAAAGACCUUCUUUUGGGCCAUUCUUUGCAUGGCCCCGUUGGAGAGCGCCAAUGUGAUAAUCGAAAACCUUCCUGGAGAAACGCCGAAAACCACAAUCAUUAACAAGCACACAUUCACAGAAGCUGUAGGCUAUAUAUGUUUUGCACUGUUUGAAGUGCUGAUAGUGAUCAUGAUACUGAACAUGCUCAUAGCUACGAUGUCCUCCACCUUUCAAAGAGUGCUGGAUAAUUUGGACGUCGAAUGGACCUUUGGAAAAACUGACUUCUAUAUAGAAUAUAUGCUGCAAACGACUACGCCUUCGCCAUUCAACUUGAUUCCCACCCCAGCAGGAGUGACGAUGUUUAUGGAAAUGAUGAACGGAACGAGAACGGCUGGAAACACUGAGAUGGCAGGCGGCUGUUGCCAGAGAUCUCCAGCAGGGAAGAAGAACGCGAUGAAUCGGCAAGACAAUGAAAUGGAAUACCCGGCUUUAAUGUCGUUGCUGGUCCAGCGAUACUUUAGGGAAAAGGAUGAAGCCAACCAAGCGGCAAGCGAGAUGGAUUUACUGCGGCAGGAAAUCCAUGAACUGAAGGCUUUGCUGAAUGAUAUCAUAGCGGAAAAGGAGGAUUGACUUAGUUUUGUCCGUUUAUAUUAGGACUAAUUAUACAUAUUGUGUUUUUAUUUUA
This is a messenger RNA of Dendroctonus ponderosae (mountain pine beetle), 2407 nucleotides long. Its product is annotated as short transient receptor potential channel 4. The transcript has a single exon. Gene Ontology annotation, cellular component: cation channel complex; membrane. Gene Ontology annotation, molecular function: protein binding; store-operated calcium channel activity; inositol 1,4,5 trisphosphate binding. Bases 43 to 2352 code for a protein of 769 amino acids. The record is from RefSeq and is a predicted model, not a curated record. Lineage: Eukaryota; Metazoa; Arthropoda; Insecta; Coleoptera; Curculionidae. Gene Ontology annotation, biological process: manganese ion transport; regulation of cytosolic calcium ion concentration; calcium ion transmembrane transport.